GUUUGGCAGAAACAAACAGCCAGAAACGGAUAUCAUCAUUGGUGACAAUAAUAAACAAACCAUAAAAUGAAAAAUAUGACUUAAAACGUUACGUAUAAAAAUAAUUGAAUUUAAGUUCAUAAAAAGUUUAGUGGUCCAGUGUAAUUUUGUAGAAACGUCAUUUGAAAAGCCUGGCAAUGUAUUGUGUUAUUCGUCAUACUAGAAACAUCAAGCUUCCUUCUUUUGUGUCUUCUACCAUUUUAAAUAGGACGAGCUGUUAUCAGCCAUUUGUGAACAGAACUCUAUUGAACCAAUUUUCUUCUUUAGCAAAAAUCACAUCAAAAAAAUCAACUAAAUUUCAAAAUGUCUUCUUCAGAAGUAAAUACCAUGAGGCUCUUGAGCAAAAAAAUAAAAACACUUUCUAUUAUCUAUCAGCAUUUACUAUAUUAGUGGGAGGAUUUACUUAUUCUUCUGUUCUUCUAUACAGACUGUAUUGUCAAACAACUGGUAAAGGUGGACAAGCAGUUGUUGAAGAUGUUGGAGACAGAAUAGCUGAAAUGAAAGUAGCCAAGCACCGCAACAUUGUUGUUAAGUUCAAUGCAGACGUUAAUUCUGCAAUGAGAUGGAAUUUUAAACCACAACAACCUUUCAUAACGGUUGCACCAGGUGAGACAGCUUUGGCUUUUUACUCAGCUUUGAAUCCUACAGACAAGCCUAUCACUGGAGUGGCAACAUAUAACGUCCUUCCUUUUGAGGCUGGCAAAUAUUUUAACAAAAUACAGUGCUUUUGUUUUGAAGAGCAACAAUUAAAUCCCCAUGAAGAGGUGGAUAUGCCUGUAUUUUUUUACUUGGAUCCUGAUUACGCUGAAGAUCCACGCUUAGAACAUGUUAAUGACAUCAUAUUAUCAUACACAUUUUUUGAAGCAAAGCAGGGAAUGCAAUUACCAAGACCAUCAUUUAUGUAAACUGUUGUUUAUUUAUCACAAAGUUUAGAAUAAAUUAUUUGAUUUUGUUUUAACUA
This is a messenger RNA of Parasteatoda tepidariorum (common house spider), 1000 nucleotides long. It is a transcript of the gene Cox11, whose product is annotated as Cytochrome c oxidase copper chaperone COX11. Gene Ontology annotation, cellular component: mitochondrial inner membrane. Gene Ontology annotation, molecular function: copper ion binding. Lineage: Eukaryota; Metazoa; Arthropoda; Arachnida; Araneae; Theridiidae. The record is from RefSeq and is a predicted model, not a curated record.